AUGGCUUUCUCUACGGGAGCUUGGCUUGCCAUUGCAGCGACGUUAUCUCAAGUGGUGGUAUCGAAGCAGGCCGGAUACUUCGACUCAUCCAACUGCGUGGCCCCAUCAGCGCUCGAAUCGUGCUACGAUGAUGCAUCCGAAUAUUACGCUCAGUGCAUAACGAAGAACUGUGCCGGUGGCUCAGAUGAGUGCUAUAAUUCCUGCGGAGGUGAUACGGCCUGCAUGCAGAGUCAAUGUCCAAAUUUGGGCAUUGAUUGUAUCAAUGUGUGUGGGUGUGUGAAAACAUCUCGCGAAAUCGACUGCGCGGCUUCUGCUUGUUGGAAUCAGGUUUACUCAUGCGAGUACCAAAAAACAAUUGAAGACCUGAUCGACCUAUGCCCCUCCGUGAAUGUCACUCAGCUCCCUUUCUGGCCGCCUCCCGACGACGCCCCCGCUGGCUGUUCAUGCAACAUAGGCAAGGUUGAUCAGCGGGAGUUGUUUAUUGCGGACCAGAUGACAACGUGUGCGAACAAUAUGACGAACCUCGAUCAGCUAACGAGCGCGGAGGACAUCUCCGACUACGGGCGAGCUUGUGUUUGCUGUGGGAAAAGUGCUAUCAUCUCCACGAUAUGGGGCGUAUGUCCCAACACGCAGCCGGCAUUGUUGGGUGCAGAUGCCUGGUACAACGCUGUGAUCGCUCAUGACUGGGACAUCUGUGGGCCCUAUCUCGAGAAUUAUGACUGUGCGGGUGCACUGGGUUAUGGUGCCCCGUCGGCUGGUAACACCACUCAAUUCUACAAACCGGGAGACCUACCUGCGAACGGGACCGAGACGCUUUCAAACACCGGGGGUGUCAUCUCAACCCCCAUUAGUGGAAGUACUUUCACCUGGACGUUGGGCACGAUCCCCCACCCUGUCACCGCCAUGGCAGCUACAGCUACAGCAACGGCGGAUAGUGGGAAGUCGAGCAGCACCGCAACUGGGGCGGCGGCGGCGAGUACAAAUUCCGAGUCGGCAGCAAGGUACAUCAGUGCGCCGAUCAUGGCUGCAUCUGGGGUCGUUGCGUUUACCUUGGGUUUAUUGAGGGUCGCUUGA
Messenger RNA from Aspergillus uvarum CBS 121591, 1074 nucleotides. RefSeq lists its product as uncharacterized. The record is from RefSeq and is a predicted model, not a curated record. The transcript has 3 exons. Lineage: Eukaryota; Fungi; Ascomycota; Eurotiomycetes; Eurotiales; Aspergillaceae. Bases 1 to 1074 code for a protein of 357 amino acids.